This is a messenger RNA of Bursaphelenchus xylophilus (pine wood nematode), 503 nucleotides long. Lineage: Eukaryota; Metazoa; Nematoda; Chromadorea; Rhabditida; Aphelenchoididae. The record is from the annotation of a GenBank genome assembly.
AUGGAAACGCUGCUCUAUUGCUUGUUUAUUGUAGGUCCUCCUGAACACCUUUUUGAUCUCUUUUUUUCAGCCGAUUAUCCCGACGAUUCUUCCAUUCGCGCUCUUCGCAUGUAUUCGUCGCAAGGUGCUGCCGCCCGUCUCACGACACAAAACUCCACGAUCCGGGUUGGCCAAAUCCGCCGAAUCCUACGAGGAUCGGAUCAUACCGGAGACGGUGGUGCCGGUAAGCGGGAAAUUACGGUGUUUUUCUUGGGCAAAUUUUUUUUGGCCGCUUCUUGGGAGAUUUUUUUUGGCCGUUUUUUUGGAAAAUUUUUUUCUCAUAAAAAAGUAUUUGUAUGAUUUGAAAGUUUUCACCUUUUCAGGCCUCUCAAAACAACGUGGAAACCAACGAAACCGACGUGGAGUUCAACCUGGAAUCCUCGCUCUUCGCUGGGAACGCGUCAAGCGCGAAGAAGAGUCAAAAAACAAAAAAGAAGAAGGAUAAUGAUGAGGUUUCGCUGUGA